AGUGGCACAGCAACCUGGUCAGUGACUGGAGGUGUUCAUCAGUGCUCACUAGGAUUUUGCUGAUGUGGCCCCAAACCCGCCUCCCUCCCCACCCUGCGAUGGCAGAAGAAACUCAACAGAGCAAAUUGGCUGCAGCCAAGAAAAAGUUAAAAGAAUAUUGGCAGAGAAACAGCCCUAGUGUUCCCGCAAGAGUGAAGAGGAACAGGAAAACAAAUGGCAGUGUCCCUAAGACAGCCACUUCUGGUGGUUGCCACUCACCUGGGGAUUCAGCAACAGGUAUCGACGGAGAGGGCCCUACGUCAUCUGCACCCCUCAAGGAUCUGGAGAGCCCGUCCCAAGAACUAGCAGUAGUCCUGGACUCGAGGUCUGUCAAAAUCAGUCAACUGAAGAACACCAUCAAAUCUUUGAAACAACAGAAGAAACAAGUGGAACAUCAGCUGGAAGAAGAAAAGAAGACAAACAAUGAGAAACAGAAAACCGAAAGGGAGCUAGAGGUUCAAAUCCAGACACUGAACAUGCAGAAAGGGAAACUAAGUACGGACCUGUAUCGCACGAAACGCUCGCUCAGAUGCUUUGAAGAGGAGUCCAAGGAUCUGGCCGACCGCCUGCAAUGUUCAUCGCAGCGUAAAGGAGAGUUAGAGCAGGUUCUCUCUGCUGUCACCGCCACACAGAAGAAGAAGGAGGACAGAUCCUCGAGCCGCAGUAAAGCACGUAUGGAGUGGAAGUUAGAGCAGUCCAUACAGGAGCAGGCACUUCUGAAAGCACAGCUGACCCAGUUGAAGGAGUCGCUAAAACAAGCCCAUCUAGAGAGAGAUGAAUAUGCUCAACAUCUAAAAGGAGAGAGGGCCCGGUGGCAGCAGAGGAUGAGGAAAAUGUCACAGGAGGUUUGCACAUUGAAGAAGGAGAAGAAGGAUGACAUGCGUCGGGUGGAGAAGCUGGAGAGGAGCUUGUCCAAACUCAAGAACCGGAUGGCUAAACCCCUGCCCCCGGAGCGCCCAGCUGUGCCCCCUGAGGAGGAGCUGCAGCACCUGAGGAAGGAACUAGAGAGGGUGUCAGCAGAGCUCCAGGCCCACGUGGAAAACCAUCAGCACGUAAGUCUCCUGAACCAGGCACAAAAGGAGAGGCUUCGGGAGCAGGAAGAGAGAUUUCAGCAGCUGGCCGAGCCACAGAGCGGCGUCGAGGAGCUGAACAAUGAGAACAAGAGCGCACUGCAGUUGGAGCAGCAAGUGGAGGAGCUACAGGAGACGCUGGACGAGGAGCACUUGGAGGCUGCCAGCCAGCAGAAUCAGCAGCUGCAGGACCAACUGAGCCUCACGGCUCUCCCUGGGGAAGGAGAUGGAGGACAUCUGGACAGUGAGGAGGAGGAGGGACCUCGGCCCAUGCCGAGCGUCCCAGAGGACCUGGAGAGCUGGGAGGCCAUGGUGAGCCUGACUCCCCCCGCACCCAUUUUACCACCUUCCUCUGUGGUUCCUGCCCCAGGGACUGGGGGCGAGUCUGUGAUCGGGGAGCCCCAGCGGGGCCUGCGGGAAGUCAUGGAGAAGCUGGAGAGCUGCCUUAUGGACCUGAGGGAGCGUGUGGAGAAACUAGAAGUUCAAUUCAUCCACUACUGGAGGGAGAGAUGCCAUCAGAAAAUUCGUCACCUUAUAAAUGAGCCAGUGGGCAGUGCCAAAGAUGUGGCACUGAGAGGACAUCAUCAGGCUGGCCCAGCACAGGGAGGAGAUGAAGGUGAAGCUGCUGGAGCUUCAGGAGAUGGUGUUACGGCUUGUGCUGACCACAUCAACGAGCACAGCAAACUCCUGACUUCUUCCCAGAACCCAGCUGAUGAGCCCGGUCCAGGGCUUGGGGCUGCCCACAAGCAUGGCGAUCUUUGUGAGCUGAGCCUCAGCGUCAGCGCCGAGACUGGGCAAGGAGAAGCCAGGGAGGGGUCUCCCCACGACAACCCCACUGCACAGCCCAUCACGCAGGAGCACCAGGAGCACCAGGAGCACCCAGGCUUGGGCAGCAACCGCUGCGUGCCGUUCUUUUGCUGGGCUUGGCUGCGGAGAAGAAGGAGAUAAACAUCACCGUCAUCAAAGAGCUGGUCAAGACAUUUUAAAACAAGAAACAAAGCUAUGGGGUGAAUCUCCUACACAAUUCAUUUCCUUCCUUUGAAUGUUAGAGCCACACUUGAUUAUUUUUGUUUCCAAUUUAUAGUUUAAGUUUAUUUGUAAAAAGUUGUAAGAGAGUGGGUCUCUGUGGCCUUCACUGAGGUUCACUCUGGCAUCCUUUAGCAUUUUUCUGUUUUAAUUUCAUAAUUGUAAGUCAUUAGCAUGUAUAUCGAGUUUGCCAUUAUGUGGUGGGAGUUCAAACACACAAAGACCCACUGUUUGCACAGAACUAUUCUCGCUGUUUUGGAAUAGGCUGCCAUGCUUUUUUAAUGUUAUUACAGCAUGUAUGUUCAUUACAGAAUUCAGAUAAAAUUUGCUUAUGUUCUGCUAUUAUGUUUGAUUUAAUCUUAAUCACAGUGAGCCCUUCAUUAGCUCAAUAUGCGGUUUGCCCUCAAGUGUGCACUGUUGAUUACUUUGUAAUAUGCCAGCGUGAGUACUGACAUUAGAGUUGUUUAAAGGCCGAGAACUGGAAACAGCCUUUCCCCCAUUUUCUGUGUACUGGUGAUGGGAGUAAUAACGUUUUGGGGGAGCUUUUUAAAUCUCACAGAAGAGGACAGUGGCCUGCUCCGGCAGGAAUGUGCGGGAUACAGUGUGUUUCCUUUGUUCCGGUGCCAAGAACGAGCGCUGUACUAUGGCAGUUCCCUUAGGAUUCAUGUGUGCUCUGGGCUCAUGAAGAUAUUGCAUCAGGAGCUGCAGCAGUUGUACUCUUUAUCCGUCACCUAAAAAGGGACUAUUUCUGAGGAAUGAAAGGCUCCCAUCGUUGACUGUGGAUGUGGAAAACCUUUCCUAGCUUAGAGCAUUGGUAUCUGUAAUACAUUUGAAAAUCAGAGUUCAUAUUACCUGUUUUAAUCACAUGACUACAUGUCCCAGUUCACAAAAGGGCACUGGUUAGCAUUCUUCUUAAUGUAUUUAGUAAAAAGCAUGAGAAGUCCUUUAAGAGUUUAAAUGUCCCUGGAACAGGCAUAGAGGCUCUAGUCCAGAAUGAAUUAGAGUGAAGGAAAGCCAUGUGACACCUGGCAUUCCUCUCUGUUCAUGGAGCUUCUUUGAGGCUUGAAGAUUGAUUUUACCAUCUAGACCUCUCUGGCUAAUACCUAUUCUUCAACCACCUUAGUUACUCUGACAUAGGAAUUUACUUCUUUCCUUGAAAACACUUAAAAAAAAUAAUAACAAACAUUAUUAUAAACUAAUAUGUGAGAGUACUUAGUUGAAACAAAAAGGAGUUUUAGGAGACAGUAUUAUACUAUCUUUGAAAAUCAAGGAGAAGUUUAUGCAACUUAAAAUGUUUACAAGCUGCAGUGCAAUCUACUGUUCGUGAAUGUCAAUGUAUUAUCAGGAAACGUGUCUAUACAAUCACAGAGUAGUAUAUUUCCUCACAAACUUCUUUACGAAGAGUGAAAUAUGUUUUUAUACCUCUCGGUUUCAGUUAGGGGCAUAUUUUGUGCAAUAUUUAUGUGAUUGUGCCUAUGCAUGAGGAAUGAAUGAAUUUCAGUCACACAUUGUCUAAAUCAUAACUUGAUGAUGCUUGGGAAAGAAUCAACAGUUAAAACUUCAUGAGGUUCUAAUGUCUGUGUCCAAAACACAUCACAGUAUUAGGACGUAGGGAGAUACGUAUGUGUGCUCCCUGGGGUGGGGAUUUCUAGUUACUAGACCAUCUCCAUUUUUAGCAUUUGGCAUCCUCAUGAUACUUUUAUAAAUAUGACGUUAACAGAAGAGCAACAAUAUGAUUUUACCGAUGGAAUAACAGAUUUCCUGCAUUCACUGAAAGACUAAAUAUUGGGUCCUUGUGACUUCAACUGACUCUUCCAAAUUGUAUGAAUGUAUCAAUGUAUCAGAUAAACCCAGUUUCAGAAUGAUAAAGAAAAAAUAUUAGACCAAAUAAUGCAGCUAAUUAACAGUGGUACGAUUUUUAGCCUGUGUUUUAAAAUGGACUUAAAGUCCUGUUCUGCCUUUUAUUUUCUGAACUUGCCACUUUGCAUUCUUUGAGUUCAAAGACAGUUGCUAGCAUCUGUACCUAAUCUGACAAUAAUGUGUUCCUCAGCUGCCUAUGGAUUAAAUCACAUACUGGCAUAUUUAAGCUGAAUGUCAGUCUGGAAAAUAAAUUUACUAUAUUAAUUGAAAUACCACUCUUUGUUUAGGUAUUUGUCAUAUAUUUAAGAAAAAAUUACAAAGAAUGGAAAUCGUAUGACAAUAACGUAAGUCUUUCUUCAAAGUGCAUGCAGACUUUUGCGAUAUCUCAUUCAGCCAAGUAUUUGUGCUCUUCCUCAUUCAGUAUAACGCAACUUUCAACUUGCUUAGGAGGCAACGUUGGAAGGUUAGAGUUCACCAGAAACAUGGAAUUUUACAAUGUGAGUUCAACUGAACAAAUUUGAAUUUCUGUAGGAAGAAUCAAAACACCUAAAGACCGCAAUAUAUAAUAAUUGUUUUUAAAGUAUUUAUUAAACCUGAUAGAUUUUCCAGAAAUGAAAAAAAAUCAGCUCUAAAACCAAAGCAGAUUUUUAGAAAAUUGAAAAUGUUAAUCAGCCCUAUCCAUAAUGAAAUUUCUCUAAAACUUUAUCUUAAAGAGUCAUUUUAAAAUAAUAUAACUAUUAAAAAAUGUAACUGCUAGCUUAAUGUUCUGAAAUAAGUUUAAACAUUUAAAAAUAUGAAUACUGUUGCUAAUAUAAAGAUGGUGGGAAGGAAAAGUAGAGAAAGAAAUGCCAAUUCCAGUCCAAAGUUUUAUUUGCCAAGCUUUCUUAGAAUGAAUUUUACCGAUUUAUGAAUUCUUGUAAACAGAAUGUAUAAUGGAAAUACUGAAAGACUUUUGCCUAAAGUGGCAUCAUGGACUGCUGGUGUGAUGCUACUGUAAUGUAAUAAAUUCUUAAAUUGUUGCAAAGU
Molecule: messenger RNA, 5021 nt
Organism: Macaca mulatta (Rhesus monkey)
Lineage: Eukaryota; Metazoa; Chordata; Mammalia; Primates; Cercopithecidae
Source: RefSeq, a predicted model, not a curated record